CAGCGGUCCAGGCAGUGCCGCGGGGGGCCGGGAGCGGGCCGGCGGCGGCGGCGGAGCAGGCAGAGGCCGGCUGGCCCGCGCUGGGCAGUCCGGGGCGCGCUCCAGCCUCGCCGGCAGUCGGGAGCUGGGGGCUCGGGCCCCCUCCGGCCCGCGUCCGCGCGGCCACAUGGCUCGGCUCCGCGCGCUGCUGACCUGCCUGCUGCCCCUGCACUAUGCGCUCUGCGCCUCCGCGGGCAGCCGGACCCCAGAAAUGCGUCUCUCUGGAAAGCUCCGUGACUAUGGUGUGACAGUGCCAUGCAGCACAGAUUUUCGGGGACGCUUCCUCUCCCACGUGCUGUCUGGGCCAGCAGCAGCCUCCGCCGGGAGCACCGUAGCGGAGGGGCCCCCUGCACCACAGUCACACUCUGGUCCCCUCCGGGUGGCCCGCAGCCUCCCACGCCCAGAAGGAGCCACUCUGCAGCCUGGCCGGGUGGGGCGCCCCUCCCUCUACUUCAAUGUCACGGUUUUUGGGGAGGAACUGCAUCUGCGCCUGCAGCCCAACCAACGGCUGGUGGUGCCCGGAGCCUCGGUGGAGUGGCAGGAGGAUUUUCGGGAGCUCUUCCGACAGCCCCUGCGGCGGGAGUGUGUCUACACUGGGGAUGUCAUGGGCAUGCCUGGGGCUGCUGUUGCCAUCAGCAACUGCGAUGGAUUGGCGGGCCUCAUCCGCACGGACAGCAGUGACUACUUCAUAGAGCCCCUGGAGUGGGGGCAGCAAGAGCAGGAGGCCCGCGGGAGGACGCAUGUGGUGUACCGCCGGGAGGUCCGCCGGCAGGAGUGGGCCGAGCCCAGCGGGGACCUUCACAAUGAAGCCUUCGGCCUGGGUGACCUCCCCAACCUGCUGGGUCUGGUGGGGCAGCCGCUGGGCGACGGGGAGCGGAAGCGGCGGCACGCGAAGGCGGGGAGUUACAGCAUCGAGGUGCUGCUGGUGGUCGAUGACUCGGUGGUGCGUUUCCAUGGCAAGGAGCACGUGCAGAACUACGUCCUCACCCUCAUGAACAUUGUGGAUGAGAUUUACCACGACGAGUCCCUGGGAGCCCACAUAAACAUUGCGCUGGUCCGCUUGAUCAUGGUUGGCUACCGACAGUCUCUGAGCCUGAUUGAGCGUGGGAACCCGUCUCGCAGCCUGGAGCAGGUGUGUCGCUGGGCGCACUCUCAGCAGCGCCAGGACCCCAGCCACUCGGAGCACCAUGACCAUGUGGUCUUCCUCACCCGGCAGGACUUCGGGCCCUCAGGGUAUGCGCCUGUCACCGGCAUGUGCCACCCCCUGAGAAGCUGUACCCUCAACCACGAGGACGGCUUCUCCUCAGCCUUCGUGGUGGCCCAUGAGACAGGCCACGUGCUCGGCAUGGAGCAUGACGGUCAGGGGAACGGCUGCGCCGACGAGACCAGCCUGGGCAGCGUCAUGGCACCCCUGGUGCAGGCUGCCUUCCACCGCUUCCACUGGUCCCGCUGCAGCAAAGUGGAACUCAGCCGCUACCUCCCCUCCUACGACUGCCUCCUCGAUGACCCGUUUGUGCCCACCUGGCCCCGGCCCCAGGAGCUGCCAGGUGUCGACUACUCAAUGGACGAGCAAUGCCGCUUUGACUUUGGCUCUGGAUACCACACCUGCUCUGCGUUCCAGACCUUCGAGCCCUGUAAGCAGCUAUGGUGCAGCCGCCCCAACAACCCAUACUUCUGCAAGACAAAGAAAGGGCCCCCCCUGGACGGGACCGAGUGUGCGCCUGGCCAGUGGUGCUUUAAAGGUCACUGCAUCUGGAAGUCGCUGGAGCAGACUUACGGCCAGGAUGGAGGCUGGAGCUCCUGGACCAAGUUCGGGUCAUGUUCGAGGUCAUGUGGGGGCGGGGUUCGAUCCCGCAGCCGGAGCUGUAACAAUCCCCCCCCAGCCUACGGAGGCCGCCUGUGUUCAGGGCCUGAGUUCCAGUACCAGAUAUGCAACAGCGAGGAGUGCCCUGGGCCCUAUGAGGACUUCCGGGCCCAGCAGUGUGCCAAGCGCAACUCCUACUACAUCCACCAGAAUGCCAAGCACAGCUGGCUCCCCUAUGAGCCUGAGGACGAUGCCCAGAAGUGUGAGCUGAUCUGCCGGUCGGAAGACACAGGGGAUGUGGUCUUCAUGAACCAGGUGGUCCACGACGGCACGCGCUGCAGUUACCGGGACCCAUAUAGCGUCUGUGCCCGCGGCGAGUGUGUGCCCGUCGGCUGUGACAAGGAGGUGGGAUCCAUGAAGGCAGAUGACAAGUGUGGGGUCUGUGGCGGCGACAACUCUCACUGCAGGACUGUGAAGGGGACACUGGGCAAGGCCUCCAAGCAGGCAGGAGCUCUCAAACUGGUACAGAUCCCAGCAGGUGCCCGGCACAUCCAGAUUGAGGAACUGGAGAAGGUCCCCCACCACAUUGCGGUGAAGAACCAGGUCACAGGCAGCUUCAUCCUCAACCCCAAGGGCAAGGAAGCAAUGAGCCGGACCUUUACUGCAAUGGGCCUGGAGUGGGAGUACGUGGUGGAGGACGCCAAGGAGAGCCUCAAGAGCAGUGGGCCCCUGCCUGAAGCCAUUGCUGUCCUGGUGCUCCCCCCAGCCGAGGGGGGCCCCCGCAGCAGCCUGGCCUACAAAUACGUCAUCCAUGAGGACCUGCUGCCUCUUAUCGGGAGCAACAACGUGCUUCUGGAGGAGACGGACACCUACGAGUGGGCGCUCAAGAGCUGGGCCCCGUGCACCAAGUCCUGUGGAGGAGGGAUCCAGUUUACCAAAUAUGGCUGCCGGCGCCGCCGUGACCACCACAUGGUCCAGCGGCACCUGUGCGACCACAGGAAGAGGCCCAAGCCCAUCCGCCGGCGCUGCAACCAGCACCCAUGUGCCCAGCCCGCGUGGGUGACGGAAGAGUGGGGUGCCUGCAGCCGGAGCUGUGGGAAGCUGGGGGUGCAGACCCGAGGGGUGCAGUGCCUGUUGCCCCUCUCCAACGGUACCCACAAGGCCAUGCCGGCCAAGGCCUGCCCUGGGGACCGGCCCGAGGCCCGGCGGCCCUGCUUCCGUGUGCCCUGUCCAGCCCAGUGGCGCAUGGGAGCCUGGUCCCAGUGCUCUGCCACCUGUGGAGAAGGCAUCCAGCAGCGACAAGUGGUGUGUCGGACCAACGCCAACAGUCUCGGGCAGUGUGAGGGGGACAAGCCGGACACCGUUCAGGUCUGCAGCCUGCCAGCCUGUGCAGGAAAUCUCCAGAACUCUACAGUGAAUACUGACAUUCAGGAACCUGUGACCCCAGAAGAAGAGUGGGUGCCACAGUCUGGGCCCCUACAUCCCAUUAACAAGAUAUCAUCAACAGAGCCGUGCACGGGGGACCGGUCCAUCUUCUGCCGGAUGGAAGUUCUCGAUCGCUACUGCUCCAUCCCUGGCUACCACCGGCUCUGCUGUGAGUCCUGUACCAAGAGGGCCGUGGGCCCCGACACCAGCCUGGACCCAAGCCUGACCUCAGCACCACCCUUCUCCACCCCCGGGAGUCCUCUGCCAGGACCCGAGGCCCCUCCAGAUGCUGUGGAGCCCACCGUGGGGCCGACAGGAGCAGAUGACCAUCAGCAUGGCCGGCCCACACAGCUCCCGAGGCCUCUGGGCACCAGCUCCCCAGUGACCCAGCACCACUCUCCUCCCCAGAAUCUGAGUCCUCGGGCAUCCUGGGGCACUUCCCCCAGCGCCCCCCGGGGACUGCCCUGAGGCUGGACCAGGGCACCUGUGCCCGUCUCCAAGGAUAAAGGACAGCUCAGGGAAGCCCCGAAGCCCCCAGGCACCAGCCUCCCCACUACAUCCCUGGUCACAUGAACCUCCUCUUGCCUCUCCCACCAGUCAAGUUUACAGUGUGUGCUGCCUCAGAGAGGACCGGGCUCGGAGGACACACAGCGGGACAGGGCAAACACAGACUGCCUUAUAAAUUAUUUGCCUUCUUGUUGUUCUAGUUUAGGGCUAUGGCACUUCACCCCAUGAUGUGGGUGUGCGAGGACGAAAAAGAUCAGGGAAAGCCCCUAACCGGAGACCCGGGGGCGACACAGCCGAAUUUCUCAGGGGCUCCUGUCCGUCUCCUGGCGGGACUGAGGGUCGUCUGGCCCCUCUUCCUCACGGCCACACCUUGGGCCCCAUGCUGGAUCCCUCCAGCUGCCUGCCUUUGCCAGCACAUGUGGGGACCACCAUGGAGGCUCAUUCUGUCCGGGUGCCCUGCCCAGAGAGGCCAAGUGGGGCAGGGAAGGUGAGGAGGAGCGUUCUCAGGGCAGUCCAUGGGGAAAGGGGCGCGGGUGCGUGUGGUCACGAGGCUCUGGCUCCAGGGCUGGGGGGGGUGGUCGGUGGGGAGGCAAGUUCAUCUCAGGCCCAGCUCUUCUUAGCAAGAGCUCCACACAGCUCCUCCCGCCAAGGCCAAGAGCAGAGUCCAGCUCAUCUCUGCCGGCUGGAAGGCAGAGUUGGCCACGUCUGCCCUUGCCGAGGGCAUUUCCUGUUCCUUCUGGUGCUUCCCAACUUCACUCAGCCCAGCCCAGCCCAGAGAAGGGGGCUCUGGACUCUCUGGAAUGUGUGUCCCCCUCAUCCAGGGCCAGCUGGUGCUAGCCUGCCCGCUGAAGCCAGAGUGUCAACCUUGGCCAUCAUGCUGGGGCAUGAAGGGAGGCAGACGUGGAAGGUCACUUUGUGGGACACAGAAACAGGAGUUCUCAGGUCGUGCCCCAUCAAGCCUUGGUCUCCGCCAAAGACCGCUCCUCCUGGAGUCAGGGGUCUUCUCCCGCAUGGCUCGAGCUGGGCCAGAGGUUAGUGGUGCUAGGGCAAGGGGGUGUGGUCAUGUCCCCAGGCUGAGGACCAGAGUCCCCCUCCAACAGGCCCAGUGGCCCCCGGCAGGAUGUAAGCCUUGCUCCAUGUUGGAGUGGGGAGUGGAGAUGUGACCCACAGUGCUGUGGGACCUCAGCCACCCUCCGUGUUACCUCCAAAGACAGGUGACUUCUCUAGACCUCUCAGGAAACCUCCUGGGUUCCCAGGAAUUCUCCCAAGGGUUCUUACUCCCAGUCAUGCAAGGGUCUCCCGGACUCCGCAACGGGUGCUAGAGGCACUUGCCAGGCUUCCUUCCCAGGGACAGGGGUGGGGGGCUGUUCUGAGCAGGCUGGAGGACUAGGAGCAGUGGGUCCCUGUUUGCAACCUCUGGAGAAUAGCGGCCCUGGAGGGGGCCCCCUUGUGCCCUCUCCAUCCACUGCUGCCCCUCCCUGGGAUGCUGGGACGCAUGCUGAGUCAUUCCUGUGAGCCCCAAACUGCCCGCUUUAGGACACACAUUCUUGUGCCUCUGAGAUCCAGAUAUCUACAUUUUUAUGUAUUUAUUAACACUGUCCUUGGUGUUUUGUUUUGGACCCCAAAGUGUCGUGUUGUGUUUUUCUUGUUCUCUCUGUUCUAGAGGAAAAGGUCUGUGAAGCAACUUUUUUACGUGCUCUGCUGGGCAAGAUAAGUAGGGGGAGGGAAUGGACUGGGGGUCAGUCAGGGCCGUAGACCCUCAGCCCCCUGCCUUGGCCUCACUCGUUCUGGGGUUCCUCUGAGCACUAGCUCAGUGUGGAGACGCAAGAACAGCGCCACGGGCUGGGGAUUCUUCCAUUCAGUAGUUCUGUGGCCUUGGGUAGGUCACCAUCCAGAAUCUGAUCCAAAGGAUAGACAUGCCUGGGAGGUGGUUUCGGGGUGUGCUUAGGGAAGAAUGUUCUAAUUAGCGGAGCUGUUCAGACAUGCAAAAGGUGUCUUCUGUAGACGGUGCAGGGGGGUGCUGAGGACUCUCCCCAGAAAAGUCCAGGCAGAAAGAGAGUGCCAGACAGGAGGGAGAAGGAACGUGACCCGCCUGGGUGAGCAGGGAGAGCUGAUGGAGCUCGUAGAGCUUAAAGCCGUCCCUCCGUGCCUCAUACCUUGCUGGGUCACACAUCGCUAAUCCACCACCACACUUUGUAUUUUUUAAGAGCGAGAGAGGUGUGGGGAGGGGCAGAGGGAGAGAGAGAAUCUUAAGCCGGCUCCACAGCCAGUGUGGAACCCAAAGCGGGGCUCGAUCUUAUGACCCUGAGAUCAUGACCUGAGCUGAAA
Enhydra lutris kenyoni (northern sea otter) is the source of this 6103-nucleotide messenger RNA. Its product is annotated as ADAM metallopeptidase with thrombospondin type 1 motif 14. The coding region runs from base 167 to 3736 and encodes 1189 amino acids. Gene Ontology annotation, biological process: extracellular matrix organization; proteolysis. The record is from RefSeq and is a predicted model, not a curated record. Gene Ontology annotation, cellular component: extracellular matrix. NCBI's taxonomy places the organism in Eukaryota, Metazoa, Chordata, Mammalia, Carnivora, Mustelidae. Gene Ontology annotation, molecular function: metalloendopeptidase activity. The transcript has 22 exons.